GAGGCGGCGUGGUUCAGUAGUGUGCGUGACCGUUCUGGGAGGAGGGUGGCUCCGCGCGCGGCCACACCGCGAAACCGUGCCCACUCGCCUCAACCACGGACGUCCACUCGUUUUCUCGUCUCGUGAAAACAUGGCGGCCAGCGACGACGAGCCGAUGCAUCUCUACGAGGUCUUUCAGAACUGCUUCAAUAAGAUCGCCAACAAGCAGCCCGAAAAGCCGGGAUUCCAGUCGCCGUAUGGCCCCACGAUGGACAACGGAAUGGCGUACGGUGGUGGAGCAUACGGUCCGACGGCAGGGGGCCCAGGCGGGGGGCCAGGGGGAGGCGGGGGCGGGGGUGGAGGCGGCGGUGGCGGUGGUGGCGUCGAGGGUGCCACCUAUCCCCCGGAUUCCCCUUAUUUCCCGUUCGGAACACGAGGUGUACCGUCUUCCGUGGGGACACCCACCCCCCUUGGCAACCCCGCGGCGCCCACUGGCACCAACGGCGCACGGUUACCAAACUCCGCAGCCGGUGCUGCUGCGGUGAAACGGAAGAAGGACCAGGCCCUGGACGGAGCCGACGGAGAAGUCGUAACAACGCAGCAUUGGUAUGGCUCGGAUGAAUUCGGCCAGGACUCUCCGAGAUACACUUCCCCUAAAGCUGCAGCCCUUUACGCUGACCCGUACUAUAUCGAUGGGAACGCCGCAGGAACGGGUCCCGGAGAUCCAUGGACGGGCGGCGGCGGCGGAGUCCAGCCCCCGUACAGCGGAUACGCACCUCCUCACCUGGCCCAGCCAGCUUACCCCAUGCACCUCCCCCACGACCCCAUGGCGUACUCGGCCAUGUCACCGAACGGAGAACCGGCGGCGCCGAUUCUGGGCUCGGCGGUGACCAGUGCGGCCUCACUGCCACCAAUGUCCACAUUCCGGGGUAGCGGCGCAGUUGCGGCGAACAGCGGUACCGGUGCACCAUCCCCGGCGUCGUUGCAAUAUAGUCAUAGUCCCGGUGCACCGACGACCGCACCCUCCGCGCCCAAUUCUGCACCCACGACGAACCAGCAACCCGCCACGGGGGACAACCUCGGCAAGACUCUCGCGUCUGUAGUCAGCACCAGAAUCUACCCCACGGACCAAUCAGUAUCGAGUUAUAGCAGCAACCCAUCGACGCCAGUCAGUUCGCCGCCACCUUUGACGGGUUCGGCGCCAGGCUGGGCAGCAGGUGCUGCACCAGUGUCUCCGCACUUCACGGCGGAUCCCAACCGCGGAACCAUUCACAUGUUGGUACAGGGAACGCGGAUGGAGGAACGACUGGACGAUGCCAUAAACGUUCUGAGGAACCACGCGGAGAGCCAGCUGGGACUCCAUCUUGGUCCCGUUGGUCCACACGGUCCCAUCUACUCCCACACGUCACCACCGCAAUUGGACCAUUUGACGAGUCCACAUCCCGCGGUAACAGUGACGCAACCCCAGGGUUCCUACCCUGGUCUCACCCCCACGCCCGACACAGACGGUUCUAUCAAAAUCGAGAGGUUACCUGUGUCGAAUGCCAAAUACGUCUCUUUAGAAAAGAGAAAGGACCCUCCGGACAGUAGUGGCGGCGAGACGAAACCGUCGAGCAGCGAGUUGGCAGCGGCGGGUGUGAUCGGCGCGGCCACGGUCAACUCGACGUCCCAGGGAAAGGGCACGAAGAGAUCGCGCAGAUAUUGUUCGAGCGCCGAGGACGAGGAUGACGAUCCCGACGUGAAGGCGCAAAGGGAGAAAGAGAGGCGGCAGGCGAACAAUGCUAGGGAAAGGAUACGUAUUAGAGACAUCAACGAGGCCCUUAAGGAACUCGGCAGAAUGUGUAUGACGCAUCUGAAGACGGACAAGCCUCAAACGAAGCUAGGUAUCCUCAAUAUGGCUGUUGAAGUGAUCAUGACGCUGGAACAGCAAGUUAGAGAACGAAAUCUUAACCCAAAGGCAGCGUGCUUGAAGAGGAGAGAGGAAGAAAAAGCCGAAGAUGGACCGAAACUACCCGGCCAUCUUGCGGCACACAUAGCUCACCCGCACCCUCACCCCCACCCGCAUUCUCAGCCACCCUUUUCCGCGAUGCCUGGUCCGCCCCCUUCCCUUCAGCACAAUCCAUCGCAGCCCCAGUAGCAGCGGCUCAGCGGCGGUGUGAUCCUGUGUUAAAAGGGGUAGAUACAGCUUAAACUUAUUCGUGGCUUCGGGACGCGUGCAUACAAAGAGAGGACGUUUCCCCGGCCCCGUGUGUGCCCGUCGUACGAGCCAGAGAAAGGGAGAGAGAAAGAGAGAGAAACUCGAGGGUAUCGCUCGGCGACGAGUCCGACCGAAAAAAAACCGUUGGAGGUGCACACCCCUUCGAACUAAUCGGUGCGUACCCCGGGAAGAGACGGGAAACUGGUAAAAGAAGAUACCGCUCGGAGAACUGUACUCCACGAAGAUGCUGUUCGUGGGAUACCUGUGUUCAGUCGUCAACGCAACACACGGGAGGAACGGAUACACGGUGCAGGGCGCGAAUAGAGAUUCCAAGUGUGCAACGAAAGCAGCACCCGGUAAUAUCAACGGUUUGUUUCCUGCGAGAAUAGACUCCAAAUCACACGCGCAUCACCGACGAACAAGGAAAAAUUGUUUUCUGUGCGUCGAUGCGAAAGCAUAUCCAAUUCGCGAGAGACGGAAGAAGAGAGAAUGACAGAGAGAAAGAUAAACAAAGAGAGAGAGAGCGAGAGAACGAGAGAGCGAGAGAGAGAGAGAGAGAGAGAGUGAGAGAGGAGAGAAGGUGUAAGGGCGCGAGGGAGGGUAUGAGAGUUUGAGUGAAGGUGGAAGGGAGGGAGGGAGAGCGAAAGAGACAGAGAGUGAACGGAAGAGCGAAAGAAGUAUAGUAUGUGUGAGAAAGUGAGAAAGAGUGGGAGAGAGUAAGUUACUUUUAAGAGGCAUCUACCCCCCACCCCCUGCGAAGGCGGCUUGAAAUUAUUUUUAUAAACAGCGAGAAGACAAAGGAAUAUGGUUCCUCUCUUUCGAGAUGUAAGAAGCGUGUAGUGCGAUCGAGGUUCUACUUGAAACGAUCGAUCCCCGCUACGACAAACCCCUAACCCAAAACCAAUUCCCACCCUCGAGAAACCCUUAAAGCGAAGGAGAGAAAAAUCUGGACUAUUGAAGGGAUAUAAAGAGAAUCACCGGUUAUUCUGUGUGUGUAUGUAUGUAUGCGCAUGUGUGUAUGUGUGUGUACGCGGUCACGCCGAUAAUGUAUGACUUAGGGAGAGAUUUUGGACACUGGACAGGACGGGAGGAUCGAGCGAUCGCUGAGGACGAUCUCGUGGAUCUCCUUUCCUCGUCGUUGGACCCGACGAUGGAACCGCGGUUUUCUCGUCUCCGCCGCUGCCGCGUCGUCGAAUGUACAUAAGCGAAGACGAUCGACGAUCCGGUGGGGGUCCAGAUCCGGGACGAGAUCCUCCUCGGUGGCUAGGAGAGCGAAAGGUGAAGAUGAAAGUGGAAUUUUGUACAUAGAGAAGGGACCGACGACGAUCGUGUUUCCGCGAGGCGUUCAGCGAG
Nomia melanderi (Alkali bee) is the source of this 3529-nucleotide messenger RNA. The record is from RefSeq and is a predicted model, not a curated record. Lineage: Eukaryota; Metazoa; Arthropoda; Insecta; Hymenoptera; Halictidae.